AUGAAACUCGCAGUCACAGUAUUGGCAUCAAUCCUGUUUGCUUGCUCGGUCACUACAGCCAAACCAGUCAAUCCCAGGAAAACUACAAGUGCCGGAGCUAGUACUUCAACCGUCAUUCCCAGUGCACAAGUUAUACCUCCAAUUGAUUUUAGUAAAUUUUCAAAGGAUGAUGUGGAGUUGUUUGAAGAAUAUCUAGAAAAGGAUCAAGAAUGUGAAGAGAUAAAGAAAGCGCGUGACUCGGCCAAAUCUAAAGAGCUCAAUCAAGAAGAAUUGUUAAAACGCCUAAGUGGAAAGAAUUACGAGCUGUUCAUGAAAUAUCCGAACAAGGAUGAUCCAGUGUAUCAAGAAGAGAAAGAGAUAAUUAAUCAGAAGUUUAAUGAGGAGGGCGAAAAAUUCUUAAGCCUUCAAGAAAAGCGUCUGAAACUCGAUGACGAUCUUUAUCACGCUGGCUUGUUGCUUCGUAUAGCCAGAAAAGAACUUGCAGGGCUUCUAUUCAAAAAUGAUCCAAGUACAGCAUCACUGCAUUCUUACAGGAUAUCUCUGGAACUAGAUCCCAGUUUUGUUAAAAAUAUCUAUCAAUCUCUUAUUCUCCAACUAAACAAACAGUCGGGAUCCAAGAAAGCCUCUACUAGUGGAACCCAGAACCAAUCAAAACAUCAUAAAAGUCCAUCAUCAUCAAGCAAAACGUCUACAGACCAACCCACUCAAACAUUAUCCAGUACACAAAAAGCUUCCAAAUCUUCCAAAUCUUCCAAAUCCCAUUCUCGAUUUUCUCGUUUAUGGAAAACUUCCAAAUCCAAGAAUGAGCGCAAAUCAUUUUCGAGUCCACCCAGUUCUGAAGAUUCAGAUGAAUCACCCGUUUGA
Messenger RNA from Batrachochytrium dendrobatidis JAM81, 864 nucleotides. RefSeq lists its product as uncharacterized. The record is from RefSeq and is a predicted model, not a curated record. The coding region runs from base 1 to 864 and encodes 287 amino acids. NCBI's taxonomy places the organism in Eukaryota, Fungi, Chytridiomycota, Chytridiomycetes, Rhizophydiales. The transcript has a single exon.